AUGCCUCCGCGGAGUGAUACGGAACAGCCGGCGACAGCGCAGUCCCGGCGUUGCGUAUCUUCAGAUUCGGAUGAUUCACUUGCCGGUAAUCACUCGAAGCUGGUAUCCUCUUCGAACAAGCCUAUCACCUCGAUUCCACCAAAUCUCCUACCUUCAGCGCCCGCAUCCCCUCCUACACCGGCUCCUAGUCCUACGCCUCACCAAGGACCUCCGCUAUGGCGAUCAGCUGAUGAUGACGAUGACACUUUCUUGGAGAACGCGAAAAUACACUUCUCUUCCCUUUCUAAUGCUAGAAAACAAAAAUUUUUGGAGGAAAUUCUUGGCUCGUGCGAUAGUCUGCAGCUCAGUUUUGUUUCGAGUUAUGUCAGCCCCCGACUGAGGAAGGAUCCAUUCGAUGUUUUCCCGAAUGAAUUAUGUUUGAGGGUGCUCUCUUUCAUAGAUGACCCAAAGACACUUGCAAGAGCAUCUCAAGUCUCAAGACGCUGGCAUGAGCUUUUGAACGAUGACAUCACCUGGAAAAAUCUCUGUUUAAAACAUGUCUAUGCAUACCGAAGAUCUGCAGAAGAUCGGGAUUUUGUCGACCCAUUCCAUAGCCAAUCUGCACAUGGUUUCUCCAACCCACACCCCUUUGGUGGCUCUCAGAUAUGCUCGACCCUCCCCAGUCUUCUGCCUCGAGAUGGCUUCCCCGGUUUGCCACACUCGCUAUCUGGAGACUGGCUCUCCUUGUUGGGCUCUUCAUCGCGAAGACGUUGUGCUCGGCCUUUGUCCUACAGAGCCCAUUUUAAACAAAAAUACAUGGUAGAAUCAGCUUGGAAUAAAGGGGGCCGCUGCAAGCAGCGGCAUAUCACACCUGACCAAGGGGUAGUCACAAGCCUACACUUGACCUCUAAAUAUAUCGUGGCUGCGUUGGAUAAUGCCAAGAUACAUGUGUAUGAUACGAAUGGAGACAACCAAAAAACGCUUCAAGGUCAUGUGAUGGGUGUAUGGGCUAUGGUUCCGUGGGAUGACAUACUUGUGAGCGGUGGUUGUGACCGGGAAGUUAGAGUUUGGAACAUGGCCACUGGGGUCGGAAUCUUCCUAUUACGUGGCCACACAUCAACUGUGCGCUGUCUGAAAAUGUCCGACAAGAACACAGCCAUCUCGGGCUCUAGAGAUACUACGCUACGGGUAUGGGAUUUGCGCACGGGUACCUGUAAGAGUGUCCUGGUUGGGCAUCAAGCUAGUGUCCGAUGCCUGGCCAUACAUGGAGACUGGGUUGUUUCAGGAAGCUACGAUACUACUGCCCGCAUUUGGAGUAUAUCCGAAGGACGAUGCAUGCGGACCCUUACGGGCCAUUUUAGCCAGAUCUAUGCCAUCGCUUUUGAUGGUAAACGAAUUGCAACAGGCAGCCUUGACACCUGUAUUCGGAUAUGGGACCCUCUUACCGGCCAGUGUAAUGGUAUCCUCCAGGGCCAUACCUCCUUGGUAGGGCAAUUACAGAUGCUAGGUGACACGCUCGUCACAGGAGGCUCCGAUGGGUCUGUGCGUGUUUGGUCGUUGACAAAAAAUGGCCCAAUUCACCGGCUUGCAGCUCACGACAACAGCGUCACAAGCCUUCAAUUUGAUUGUUCUCGUAUUGUCAGUGGCGGUAGUGAUGGUCGCGUAAAAGUCUGGAGUCUACAAACUGGCCAGCUUCUUCGUGAGCUGUCCACGCCCGCUGAGACUGUGUGGAGAGUGGCGUUUGAGGAGGAAAAGGCAGUGAUCAUGGCUAGUAGAUCUGGACGCACGGUCAUGGAGGUUUGGAACUUUUCGCCACCCCCCGAGGAUAUUGAGGACGAUACUGCGCUUGUCGAAAGUGCCUUAAGUACAGCUUCGAUGCGUUCCGCACACGAUAGUCGACCAAGGAGUAUUCUUCCUGCUUCAGCACCUCAGAGCAGCCAGGACGACCAUCUAAUGCUGGAUGCUCCCCUCUCUUGA
Aspergillus tanneri is the source of this 1956-nucleotide messenger RNA. Its product is annotated as F-box/WD repeat-containing protein. The coding region runs from base 1 to 1956 and encodes 651 amino acids. The record is from RefSeq and is a predicted model, not a curated record. The transcript has 4 exons. NCBI's taxonomy places the organism in Eukaryota, Fungi, Ascomycota, Eurotiomycetes, Eurotiales, Aspergillaceae. Gene Ontology annotation, molecular function: protein binding.